Messenger RNA from Fomitiporia mediterranea MF3/22, 990 nucleotides. Its product is annotated as NAD-binding protein. Lineage: Eukaryota; Fungi; Basidiomycota; Agaricomycetes; Hymenochaetales; Hymenochaetaceae. The record is from RefSeq and is a predicted model, not a curated record. Bases 1 to 990 code for a protein of 329 amino acids. The transcript is spliced from 6 exons.
AUGAAGCAGGUAUUCUUCCUCGGGGCAACAGGCUACAUAGGAGGUUCUUUACUUGUAGCAUUGAUCAAAGAACAUCCCGAAUUUCAUUAUGUGACACUUGUACGCUCCGCAACCUCGGAAGAAGCGGUGAGAGCAAUUAGCGCAACGGUUAUAUCUGGCUCCUUCACGGACUUCGAACGAAUCACGGAAUUGUCUGAACAAUCAGACAUAAUCAUCAAUGCUGCAGAUAGCGACAAUAUCGAGCUCACGGUUGCAAUUCUGAAAGGAAUGAAGUCGAGGUAUACGAAAGGGAACGGCGUAGGGAUUCUUCUUCACACGAGUGGUACAUGCAACUUCCUGGGGGAGAAGCCGCUAUCUGGUGACCCAAGGACUACGGCCUGGACUGAUUCGGAAAUGGAUGUCAAACUAAUCAAUCCUUCCAUGCUUCACGGUCAAGUUGACACCCUGAUACUGGAAGCUGGUCAAGAAGGGUACAUGAAUUCAUACAUAAUUUGUCCCUCUAUGGUUCAUGGGCAAUGCUCCGGGCCGGUACCUCGGACUCCGGCUCUCGUUAAAAUGCUUGUGUCAUGGAUGCUAGAGCGUAAUUAUGCGUUUUGUAGCGGAUCUCCGACCACUUGCUCUGGAUUAAUCAACAUGGAGGACCUCAUUCCCGUCUAUUUGAUUGUCUUUCAGUGUGCUCUCCAAACUGGUUCAUCCUUGUCGAAGAUGAGCCCAUAUGCGCGAUAUUACAUCGCGACUGGGGAAGAAAUGACUUGCAUGGACACAUUUGUCUUGGUGGCAGAAGCACUGCACGAUAAAGGAAAGCUAGAAUCGUCAGAACUGAAUAGGGUAUCCCCAGAAGAACUAAGCUUAGUUGGGAGCAUUUCUACGCUCGGGAUGCAUGUAUGCUGCGAACACCUUUUGGAGAUGGGUUGGAAUCCAGGUGCUCCAAGCUUCAGACAGACAGUAGCGAAUGACGUUGAUAGCGUCUUGACAGAGCUGCAUCUCUAA